Molecule: messenger RNA, 2477 nt
Organism: Antechinus flavipes (yellow-footed antechinus)
Lineage: Eukaryota; Metazoa; Chordata; Mammalia; Dasyuromorphia; Dasyuridae
Gene: SMIM33
Product: small integral membrane protein 33
Exons: 2
Coding region: 144-563 (139 amino acids)
Source: RefSeq, a predicted model, not a curated record
GUGUGUGUGUGUGUGUGUGUGUUUAUCAGACGUGGCAGCUUUAGGGUUAGGGAAGCCAGCCCUUUGGGAAACCAAUUAACUUCUACCACACUUUUGGUCUCCCAGGAGCCUUCCAACCUUGAAGAUGCACCUUGAGCGUCCUCAUGUUUUUACUCCUAGACCAGGAUAAUCAGGUUGUCUUCUUGCCCCUUCCUUUUCCAGUGAUGAACAGCUCUGCUGAACAAUAUUCCCCAAAUUGUUUUGGCCCUCUGGGAGGACAUCAAAAUGGGCCAAAAGGAGAUGGGCUGCCCCUGCUUGCUGUCAUCGUAGCCCUUUUCGUCUUAUUGGCUAUCUGCAUCAUCAUGGUUGUCCACUUUGGUCCGGAGCUACGAAAGGUCCAAUUUACUCUCCCUCGGGAGCCCCCAACCCCAAAACAAGAAGGUGGUAUUCAUCUCAUUCAUUGGAAGGCACUGGGCUCCCAACUUGCAAAUGGACCCCAAGAGAACUACAUGGAAGCUCAGCCUUGGCCUGCUGCUACCAGCCUCUGCACCCAUUCCAGCAUCAUGGAGCUUACUUAUCUAUGAGGAGCAAAUCUGAAGAUUUCCCCUUACCACCAAAGAAAGAGAAAAAAGUUGGAUGAAAAUUUAAUAGGAAAGGGAAUAGGAGCUCUGAACUUCAAGGACAAAGGAGAAUGGACAAGAGGGAUUUCUUGCCUGAACUGAUGAUUUUAGGAGUCUCCUUCCUGGGAUUAGAAAAAUAAAUGCAGAGUUGGGGGUCUCCCUGGAAAUAUGCCACAGUUGAUGUACUUCUAACACUUCCCCUCCCUAAUCCUUGUUCCAUUCCUCUCCCCCAUCCAGUGAUCCUCAGGCCUCUGAAUUGUCUUCCUUUAUUUCCUUUUCUCAUCUAUUUCCUCCCCACUUUCCUUCUUCUUCUAAUUUCCUUUGCCCAUACAUUAUAGUAGAGUAACGUAUGCCUGGAAAAAUGACCCCCUUUAGGACCUUUUUUCAUUUUCCAAGUUCCACUCAAGUCCUACCUUUCGCAGAUCUGUUAGAGUUGACAUUGGCAGCUAGUUUUUAACAUUGAACCAUGAAUGAAAGGAAAAUAUCCAUUUCCCUUUCUCCUCCAUGCUCUUAGAACCAAUACUUCCUAUUCAACUCUACUUUUAUAGAGGUCAUCAAAACAAAUCUGCUAGAUAUUGCUAAACACUUAAAUAUCCCUCCACACCAAGAGGCUCCAGACUUAUGUAUAAGAAGCCAGGAUUGACCACUACCCUUCCCUUUUCUUCGAAGGGGAAAAAGAUUAGAAGAGUUUGAUUAUUGUUUGAUUAUUGUGUACAACACACACAAACACACAAGACCUCUGCCAGGAGUCCAGCAGGCCAGCCUUUGACCCUCUCCCUCAGAGCAUACAGAUUCAUUAUAAAAGCUUCCCAGAAAAGGAAAAGGAAAAGCCCUGUUAUAGGUGUGAAUGGGGAAGGGUCCUUGCUGGAAGAAGUAGAGGAAGCGCUGAACCUAGGAGAGGACAGCAGAUGAACUGGAUAAGAUGCUAAAGGGGCAAAAGGAAAAGACAAGAAGGCUUUAUUUUUGAAAGGUCUCUUCCUUCUAUUCCCUCAAAGUUCUCUCCUAAAGCCCAUUCUGUGGAGUUGUCGAUAAACCCUGAGCAGCCACUCCGUGCUAAAUGCUGGGAAAUGUAUCCCUGUCCUCGAGAUGCUUACAGAUUAGAACAAUUGGAGAGAAGGCCUCAUGGAGGUCCUGAGAACUGAGCCAUUACAAAAGGAAGAGUAGUGUGAACAAAGACACUUAGGCAGAAUUAAUCCCAGUGUUCAAAGAGGGCCCAGUAAGUAGUGGUGUCAUAGAAAAAUGAGAUUUGUAAUGGCAUACAGUGUGCGUGGGAAGGUUGAUAAAUGAGCCAAUCCACUGCCAAUUAGAAUAAAGGAGAUGAUGGGAUGCUUCAUGUGUCACCCCACAAUGGCAUAGUGGAGAGAUCACUAGACUGGGAAACAACUGGCCUGUGUUCUAGAUAUAGAUAGGAUACUUGUUAAUUGUGUGAUCCUAGUAAGGGACUCAAAGUUGAUUGUCAAAUAUUAGUCCAAAAUGCAGUGCAUUGAUUCAGUAUUCAUAUAUCUUCCUAAAGACAUCAAAAAUGAACACUCCCAAUUUUAAAAAUAUUGUGUUGUAAUUGUUGUGCCUAAUUUAUUUUCUUUAUAAGUAUUAAGAUUUUUCUGAUAAUGAAAAUAGAAAAGUAGGCCUGAUGUCAUAGACAUUUAUUUUCUAUAUUUCUCACUGUGAAAACAAAAAAAUGUGCUACAAAAUUUUUUAAACAUUUUAUCCACAUGAAAACUUACAAAACAUGAGAAGAAUAAGAUAAUCAACUAAAAUCAGAAAUGAAAGAUGUUACAAUAAUAAAAUGCCCUUGUUUUUCUGUAGUAACAAAAUGAUCAAGUUCAAUGACUUGAUUUAAUAAAAUCUCAGAAAAAAUUUGAAAUAAAAAUUCAAAAG